Oppia nitens is the source of this 3077-nucleotide messenger RNA. RefSeq names its product protein hu-li tai shao-like (gene hts). Gene Ontology annotation, cellular component: postsynaptic density; plasma membrane; cytoskeleton. NCBI's taxonomy places the organism in Eukaryota, Metazoa, Arthropoda, Arachnida, Sarcoptiformes, Oppiidae. The transcript is spliced from 14 exons. The coding region runs from base 274 to 2568 and encodes 764 amino acids. The record is from RefSeq and is a predicted model, not a curated record. Gene Ontology annotation, molecular function: actin filament binding.
UGGGUAGUGUAUGUAUGUAUGUGUCUGUCUGUCUGUAUGUGUAGUGCCGCGCCCUAACACAGUUCGCCCCAACAGUACAGCCGACACUGUGUGCCGACUGUCCACUGCUGACUGUAGAGCAGCUAUCAGUGCUGUUGACUGUUAUAAGUGACCAUUAGUUGUAUAUAUGUAUUGAGACACUUGUUUGACAUAAAUUUCUAUUACAUAUAAUUAAAACCCAUUUUUAUUAAACGAGUCAAACAUUUGGUUCAAACGAAAAGUUUUGAAUAAAGUAUGUCUGGAGUGGAGCAGAACGGUGUUAGAAGUGUUAAGUUUGAUCCGGAUGACCCCGAAUGCCAAAGAGAAAUGUGGAGACCACCCGAUAUUGACGCCGAUAUGAAGGAAAUGGAUCGCAGGAAACGGGUUGAAAUGAUUAUGAAUAGCCAAGUGUUUAGGGAAGAACUCGAACGCAUCAUUGAAUCGCAGCUAAAUGAGGGCUAUUUACCCGCCAGUCUAUCGGCACUACAACAAGUAACUGAGCUCUUACUGCCGCAAUCAGCUCGUGGUUCAUCAUUGUCUAAGUUAGGUCACUCAGGAAUGCCAAUUAACGACAUUCGAGGUGUCGAUGCUUUUCGUUAUGCAAAAGGAGAGAAACCUCUUCGAUGUAAACUCGCAGCUGUUUAUAGACUCGUUGAACUGUAUGGUUGGUCGGAAGGCAUUUAUAAUCACAUCACUGCACGUGUCAGUCAAGAUGCCGAACAUUUUUUGUUGAACCCCUUUGGUCUUCAAUAUCAUGAGGUGACGGCAUCAUCACUACUCAAAGUCGAUAUGCAGGGCAACAUACUUGAUCCCGGCACGACUAACUUUACAUUCAAUAGGGCCGGUUUUGUGCUUCACUCAGCCAUUCAUUCUGCUCGACCCGAUAUUAGAGCAAUCAUUCAUUUACAUCAUCCGCCGUGUGUUGCCGUCUCUGCUAUGAAAUGCGGAUUACUAGCCGCCAGUCAAGAGGCAGCUAUUUUAGGUGAUAUAAGUUAUCACGAUUACAGAGGAAUACUUAUAGAUCCCGAAGAAAAGGAUCAAAUAGCCCGAAAUUUGGGUCCUUUUAAUAAGGUCUUAGUUUUACGAAAUCAUGGAGUCCUUACAUGUGGCGAGUCUUUAGAAGAAGCUCUUUAUCUGAUGCAAAACUUAGUGAUCGCUUGCGAGACACAGAUUAAGUUAAUGUCCUGUGGAUUGGAUAACAUUCGUAUUAUGACACCAGAAGCCGUAGAACAGGUUCGCUCUAUUAUCAAACACUCCGGUUCUCAAGUCCAGGGAAAGCCCUCAACUGAUGAUUCAAUUGUUGCUUCAAAUUCGGACCAAAACGAACACAAAGAGAAGCUCAAGAAAUGGAAAGUUUGGGAUCUGGAGUUUGAGGCACAGAUGCGAAUGUUAGACAAUGCGGGAUUUCGUACGGGAUAUCUAUAUCGGCAGCCACUUCUUCGAGCAGAUCAGACACGAACUAAGUAUGACGUUGAAGAGCCUCCUUCGGCCUCUUCAUUAGCGCAUUACCUCGAAGAGGACAAAUGGUUGAGUCCACUUAAGAAGUUAGUUGAAGGCAAACGGACUCAAGACAAACUUCGUUGGGUAAACUCGCCGAAUGUAUACCAAAAAGUUGAAGUUCUUGAAACUGGAACCCCUGACCCUAAAAAGAUAACUAAGUGGAUUCAGGAUGGGUCUCCAUCACACAGCACUCCUAUUAAGAUAGAAACUCCUCACCAAUUUGUUCCGGUCAAUCACGAUCCCAAUGAAUUCAAACGAAAACAAAAGGAGAUGAAAGAAGUUCGCCUCCAAAAUAAGAUAUCCGGUGGACCACAAAGUCAUAUUCUGGAGGGUGUCACGUGGGAAGAGAUUAGGCAUAUGAAUGAACAAAAAAGUGGUGAUCAGGUUGUCUUAGUUGGCGCCGCAUCUAAAGGUAUUAUUCAGAGAGAAUAUCAACACAACGCUAUGGUCUAUAAGAGUGCUUACGCUAAGAAUCCGUUCGAUAACAUAACGGAACAGGAAAUUGAAGAUUACAAACAAACUGUUGAGAAAAAACAAAGGGGAGAAUUAGUAGAUGACGUGCCCGACAAUGUGCGACAUCUCCUCAUUGAACCGGUUUCUCAAAAUCAAACCACACAAGACAUAACUAGUCCUACAUCACCCACAUCACCACUUUCUGAUGAUGAUGGCAAAAGUUCAGCCGUUUCAAGUGAACCACUGAUAGUGAUCACACCGUCAUGUGAUGCAUCUAUAUCUAGCAAUAAUAGGGUGCACCGGUCGCACUCGGCCCGACUCGCAGCUCAAGCCGCUGAGGACAAGUACUUUUCUCGGGGCCGCUUUAGGUCUGAACGUAAACCAAAUAAACAGAGCACCAGUGAUACAGCAGUCAAUGGUGAAGAUAAAUUAGGUGACCUUUCAGGUGCUUCCCGAAGCAGUAAAGAGGGAUCGCCUGUUAAAGAGUUGGAGAAAUCCAAAAAAGACAAAAAGGAUAAAAAAGAUAAAGGCUUUCGGACGCCAAGCUUUCUUAAGAAGAAGAAACACAAGAAAGAUAAAGACAAAACUGAGGCAUAAUUUUAGAGACAUUUUAGAGUUUUAUUGCAUUUAAAAAUUCAUUUAACAAAUUGAAUGCUUCGCUCAUCUAUUGAUGAAAAGACUGCCACAAAAAGCUUUUUGAACACAGCGUUGAAUAUUUGUUUUUAAACUCCAUUACUUCAUACGCUUAUCUUUUCUCUCAAUUUUUCCAUCAAAGUUGCAUUAAAUAUAUAUAUAAAUUUGGAUUUAUUGCUCAUCCAUUUGAAAUAAUAAGAAAUGAUAAUUAUUUAUAAUAUAUUCUCUAAUUGUUUUGAGUUAUAAAUCAAUUUGUUUUAUGAGAGGAAAAAUUAAAAAAGUAUUAGAUGUCCGUCGCCUACAUUGAACCAAUGAUAAGACAAUUUGAAGUAUUUUACAGAUACUUCCACUCUAUGGCAGACUUAAAACUCUUGUUUUUCAACUAAGAUUUUGUUUUGAAUGACAAAUAAAUAUAUAUAUCUUUAAUAUUAAUAUAUUUAAGACUUUUACUUUUGUGCAAAAGUGAGACUAUU